Fulmarus glacialis (Northern fulmar) is the source of this 1094-nucleotide messenger RNA. It is a transcript of the gene COMT, whose product is annotated as catechol-O-methyltransferase. Gene Ontology annotation, biological process: catecholamine catabolic process; dopamine metabolic process; developmental process. Gene Ontology annotation, cellular component: membrane; axon; dendrite. Gene Ontology annotation, molecular function: magnesium ion binding; catechol O-methyltransferase activity. The transcript is spliced from 5 exons. The coding region runs from base 251 to 1039 and encodes 262 amino acids. The record is from RefSeq and is a predicted model, not a curated record. NCBI's taxonomy places the organism in Eukaryota, Metazoa, Chordata, Aves, Procellariiformes, Procellariidae.
AUGAACAGCUUUCUCUAAGGUUAUUAGAGCACUGAGCACCUUUAAGGAGUGCAGAAAUCUGUGAAAGGAGGAGUUGGAGAAAAGGACACCGCUCCUUUUAGAGUCUGUGUAACAGAACUGAUAAGCUAUUCCUGUGAUGUGAUCGAAUGUGACUGAAUACUGCAGGCUCUUGGACUCUUAUUCUAUAAAAUCCACAUCAGAGCAGCACAGGAAAAGAUCGGAGGGAACAGCUUCUGCUGUACUGAGAAAGAUGCUGGAGAGCUCUUCAGUCCUUUUGUUCAUUGUCUUCGUCCUGCUUUUCAUUUUACUGCUCUUUGUGGUGCUCAUCAGGAAAAACGGCACUGCUGCCCUUAUCUGGAAUGAAAUAAUCCGGGAGAAAAUAACCAAUUUCAUCAUGAACCAGAGCAAAGAACAGAGGAUUUUAAAUUUUGUGCUGCAGAAUGCAGUCCGAGGAGACCCCUGUAGUGUGCUGGACACUAUAGAUAAGUACUGCUCCCAGAAAGAGUGGGCCAUGAAUGUGGGCGAUGAGAAAGGUUUAAUUCUAGACAAGACAGUGGAAGAGGUCAAUCCAUCAGUUGCACUGGAGCUGGGAACAUACUGCGGCUACUCAGCAGUUAGAAUUGCUCGGCUACUGAAGGCAGGAGCUCACCUUCUCUCUGUGGAGUUCAACCCAGAAUUUGCUGCUAUAGCUAAACAGAUGAUUGAGUUUGCUGGAGUACAAGAUAAGGUAAAACUCCUAGAAGGCCCUUCAGAGGAAAUUAUCCCCCAGCUGAAGAAAAAAUAUGAAGUGGAUACUCUGGAUUUUGUCUUCCUGGAUCACUGGAAAGACAGAUACACACCAGACACCAUCCUGCUUCAGGAAUGCAACUUGCUGAGGAAGGGCUCAGUUCUUCUGGCUGACAAUAUCAUCGUCCCAGGAGCUCCAGAAUUCGUUAACUAUAUCCGUAACAACCCCCGUUUCCAAUGCACUAACUACCCAUCUCAUCUGGAAUAUAUGAAGGUGGAGGAUGCUAUGGAAAAGGCUGUGUUUUUGGGAUAAAGAGAACCAUUAAUACUCAACCUUUGUUUCAAAUGACGUAAAUGCAGCUGCACAG